This is a messenger RNA of Solanum dulcamara, 504 nucleotides long. RefSeq lists its product as uncharacterized. Bases 1 to 504 code for a protein of 167 amino acids. The record is from RefSeq and is a predicted model, not a curated record. The transcript has a single exon. Lineage: Eukaryota; Viridiplantae; Streptophyta; Magnoliopsida; Solanales; Solanaceae.
AUGACUUCCUUCAAUCCUUUAACAUCUAUCUUAAAUCAAAAUAAGCUGGAAGGUCCAAAUUAUGUGGACUGGAAAAGAAAUCUAAUUGUCCUAACUUCUGAGGACUAUAAAUUUGUGUUGGCUGAGGAAUGUUCUAAAAAACCAACAUAUCCUACUACCGAGGAAGUCCAACCUUAUGAUAAAUGGAUGAAGGUUGAUGAGAUGGGAAGAUUCUACAUUCUUGCAUCAAUGGUGAAUGUCUUGCCGCAUCAACAUCAGCCGAUGCUUUCUACUUAUGAUAUGCUUGCAUCUCUUAAAGAGAUGUUUGGAGAGAAAAAUUGUGCUGCAAAGCAGACUGCCAUAAAAGCACUUUUGACAACCAAAAUAGUUGAAGGGUCUUCGGUGAGGGAGCAUGUGCUGAAGUUCAUGAGUUACUUGAAUGAACUGGAGAUACUUGGUGUUGAGAUAGAAAAGGAACCUCAAGUAGAGAUGAUCCUUCAGACUUUGCUGGACAGUUUUCAAUAG